Molecule: messenger RNA, 1378 nt
Organism: Mycena citricolor
Lineage: Eukaryota; Fungi; Basidiomycota; Agaricomycetes; Agaricales; Mycenaceae
Source: the annotation of a GenBank genome assembly
GCGGGGCCCAUAACCUGUUGAACACAGAAAACACAGAUGGAAGCCGCAGGAGGCUAGGGGCACAGAUGGGAGGCGAAAAGCCCAGUCUGUCACAUUGAUCUAGGGCUAUGUACUGAUGGUCACAUAGCUAAGUAACACUCUUUUGUCUGAACCAAGCAAGACAUCCCUUCCACACUUCAACACUCCCACCCUUGGGAAGACAAAAGCAAUCAAACAGAACACUCCCACCAAAUCCAAGGCCACUCCCACCCAAUCUAAGUCCGUCUUGGAUACAGAAAUGGUCCACUAGGCCCACCACCAAUCUCCGCUUCAUUGGACAUCUGGAACUCAUCCCACAUCUCAAAGAAGCUCUCCCUGGUCAGACCUGCCUCCAGUGCAGCAGAGAAAGCUGCAGAAGCAGAGCUGCUCUUGCCAUUAGCCAGGAUCCAGUCCUUCACAAAGGUGGGCAUGGUGUGCAUGCACUUGUGAGCAAUGUGGCCAGUGCGUCCACAGCGAUGGCAGCCCCUGGUGGUAGGGUCACACCAACGAAAACCUUGAGAAUCCAGCGGAAAUCCGUCCUGGGCAACGCUACCAGUGAUGGGGGAGGUGUAUGAUGACGUGGCAGAUGCUGUGCCUCGACGUGGCGCCGAUGCAGCCAGGGCCAGGCUCGAAAUAUCGCCAUCUUCGAUUUUGAGAACCACUCCAGGGUCUGAGCUUGAGCUGGCAAGCUGGGUGAUGCAGUCUUCGAGUUUGGGCUCAGGAGAGCGUGCAAGGAGGAUGGUGCGGACUGUGUGGAAGGCUGGGUGAAGAUUCAUGAGCAGGACAUCUUUGUGGAUGGUGGAAUCGAUAGAAACACCCAUGGCAGCCAGUUUCUUCACUGCAUCUCCCACAGCUCGAAUGUAGACAUCGAUUUCCUUGGUGGGGUCAUGGGGGAUAGAGUGCAGCUCAGCCCUGGCAGCCAUCCUGGUGCUCAUGCUCGAUUUUUCGAAGUGGGCCUUGAGGGCAGCCCAGGCAGCAGUGGCAGACUCGAAAUCAUCGAUGAGAGGCUGGUACUGCUCCUCUAUCUUGGUGUAGAGGUAGGGGAGGAGCAUUCUGUCCAGAGCAACUUGGUCAGACUCAUCUGCUUUUGGCCCUUUCCCCAUAACCCAAAGUGCGUCCACUCCCAGCAAAAACACCUUGAAUCCCUUCCCAAACUUGGCCCAGUUGUCCUUCCCCAGCAUAGGAACAGUGGUGAGAACAAUGGUGAGGGCUGAGGUGAUAGUAGGGGCCAUGGUGGUGCAGGGAGAAGCGGUAGGAGCGUCGGGGAAAACCGGAACAAAGGGGAGAAGCAAAAAGAGCAAAAAAAGAGCGAAGAAUGCGCAGAGGGAGCAAGGAAAAGGGUAGAUGGAUAGGUCAGGGC